AAAGCAGAAUCCUAAAGCCAGCAGGAUGCCUGGACUCAUCAACAAGGAGAGCCAGUGUGCUCUGCCCCUCAGUGUGUCUGACAUCACCUGCUGCGUCAGGGGUUAUACUCUGGCUCUGACGGCCUCUAUGACCUACGAGAAUAUUGAGGACCACGCAAUUGAGGGUAUCUUCAUAUAUCCACUGGAAGAAAAUUCCAUUGUUGUUGGGUUUGAGGCUAUGAUAUCCAGUCAAAUUAUAACCCUGCAAAUAAAAGGCAAGGCAAAACUUGAUGAUUGUUAUCAGGACAUCUGCCGCACCGCUAACGGGGGUCUCCAGAGCAACACCGCUACAGGGAACAUACUGGUGGAUGAGGACUUUGAGAGGACUGUGCUAGUAGUUAACCUUGGAAUUAUCCCCCCAAUGGAGACGGUGCACAUCCUGGUCAGCACGUCGUCUGAGCUCACCACGUUGCCCAGCGGCGGGAUCAGGGUCUCAUCCCCACCGGUUUGCACUCCUCGGGUACAAAGGACCAUCAACGAGGAGCAGGGAUUGUCGCCGAACUUCUCCCGAACUCGUGAAAGACCCACUUGUGCCUCAAGUCCUCACGAUCAGAAUCCAAGCGCCUCUCCGCUGUGGCUGGCGGCGCUGCUGGAGGAUGAGGCCAUCAACUCCAUGGACUAUGAAUUUAACUUCCAGCUGGAGAUUCGAGCUCCGUACCUUCUCGCAGGAGUGGAGAGCCCUUCUCACGCCAUCCGAGCUGAUGCAGACCCUCUGGCUCGCUCGGCAACCAGCGUCGUCAUCACGCUGGCUGACAAGUACACUUACGACUGCCCUGUCGAAAUACUCAUCUACCCCAGCGAGCCCCAUGUGCCACACGUUCUCGUCGAGAAUGGAGACAUGACGCAGGAGGAGUACGACGAGUAUCUUCACAGUCGGAGUGAUUUCAUCAAAGCAACCAAGAAGGACUCCAGCAAUCAGAGGAAAGUGA
Messenger RNA from Poecilia reticulata (guppy), 968 nucleotides. NCBI's taxonomy places the organism in Eukaryota, Metazoa, Chordata, Actinopteri, Cyprinodontiformes, Poeciliidae. The record is from RefSeq and is a predicted model, not a curated record.